Messenger RNA from Prunus dulcis (almond), 3415 nucleotides. Its product is annotated as gamma-tubulin complex component 5-like. The transcript is spliced from 17 exons. Gene Ontology annotation, molecular function: microtubule minus-end binding; gamma-tubulin binding. The coding region runs from base 330 to 3332 and encodes 1000 amino acids. NCBI's taxonomy places the organism in Eukaryota, Viridiplantae, Streptophyta, Magnoliopsida, Rosales, Rosaceae. The record is from RefSeq and is a predicted model, not a curated record. Gene Ontology annotation, cellular component: equatorial microtubule organizing center; spindle pole; centrosome. Gene Ontology annotation, biological process: mitotic cell cycle; microtubule nucleation; spindle assembly.
AAAAUACUGGUUCAAUUUAUUCUCACUGGGGACUGGGCUUUGGGUAAAGGAAAUGCUACUGCCAGCUCCAAUCAACCGAUCCAGUGGCUAAUGCUAGCAGCGGUGGUGGAACCCGGAGGAACAAUACACCAUCUACGACGUCGUAUCAUAUCCGUACAUACUGUGCAUAGUUUAGUUUACAACUGGGUUAGGGUUUUGCAGUGAUUAGCAAAUUGCCAUCGUCGUUGAGGUGUUGGUAGGUUAGGUUUGGUUCUCGCGAUCAAUCAAUUCAAAUUAUACAAGGCCAAACUCAAACCCAGAAUUCGGCAGGGGAAGGGCCAAAUUCACCGAUGGGGAAGCCUCUUUGCUAUGAUGCUGGAAAUGCAGAAGUUUCUCAAGGUUUGAUCAAUAGGCUUUACAGUGACUUCUCCGAUGGCAUUCAUUUUGCAACACCAGUUUCUUCCUUGAGGACGAAUGAACUUGACUUGGUUCGGAGUGUGUUGCAAAUGUUGCAAGGAUUUUCUAGCUCACUAUUUUAUUGGGACCAAAAUGGAAAGUCUUUUCAAGUCAAAAGUGGGUUACAUGUGAAUCACCUCUCUCAUACAAGUCUUCACGCCAUUGUCCAUCAAUUUAUGUAUGCUGCAACGUGCUUACAACUGGUGGAAGUUUUAGUCAAUAAAAUUGAGAAAUCUGCUAAAUUACCACCGCCUACUUUGAGGGCUUUUGCGUGUUCUGUUUCUUCAUGGCUUACGAGGUUGCGCGAUAUUUCUUUAAAGGAGGAAAUGAAGAUAAGCAAUGAUGCCGUUGGAACAACUCCAACGCUAUUGGGGUUGGCCAAUUCUUUAUCUAGUCUUUGCUCAGGUGCUGAGUAUUUGUUGCAAAUAGUGCGUGGUGCCAUCCCCCAAGUGUAUUUUGAGUCUAAUUCUUCUCUUCCUGCUGCUGACUUGGCUGUGCAUGUCCUUGACCAUAUUUACAAGAAGCUGGAUGAAGUGUGUCUUGUGCGAGGUCGUGAGGAGGAAGACUACAAGAUGCUACUUCAUUUAUUUAUUGGAAGUAUAUUGCCAUAUAUUGAGGGUCUUGAUUCUUGGCUUUUUGAAGGAACACUAGAUGAUCCAUAUGAGGAGAUGUUCUUUUAUGCUAAUAGAGCAAUAUCUGUUGAUGAGGCUGACUUUUGGGAGAAAAGCUAUCUAUUGAGGCAAGUACAGUGUCAAAUGUUAGAUGUUGGGGCCUCUGCCUCAUCUUGUGCCAGUGACCGCAUAUCAGUAGCAAAUGAUAAAAAGGGAGUGGGCCAAAGGGAAUCCAUCUCAACGUCUAGUUUUAUGAAAGGAAAGGAAUGGAACGAUAAAGACCUUCAGUCGUGUCCACUGUUUAUUAAGGACAUAGCUAAGUCUAUUGUUUCUGCUGGAAAAUCAUUACAGCUGAUCCGGCAUAUUCCCAUGACAUCAGCAGUUGUAUCUAGAAAAGGAAAUGACUGUGAGAUUGAUGGUUUUAGCAGUUUGGAUAAAGGUGUUCUAUAUGGGCAUAGCAUUGCAGGCUUAACUUUGUCAGAGGUUUUCUGUGUGUCAUUAGCAGGCCUUAUAGGCCAUGGUGAUCAUAUUUUUCAAUAUAUUUACGGUAAACAAAAAGUGGAGAGUGAUGAUGGUGUAAUUGUGCCAGUAAAACGCUCAGAGAAAAUUUGGUGUAAGUUCUUGGUUGAUACGCUGGCAGAGAAAAGGUUGGUUGAUACUCAAUCUGCACAUGAGGAUGGAAAAACACUUCCUGAUGCAAAGGCAGAGAAAAUGCUUGCAGGUGUUGUAAAUGAAUUUCCUCUUUCAAGAUCCUUCUGUCAAGAAAAUCCGGUUUUAACAGUCUGCCAAAAGACCCUUUCUAAGAAUGGGGAUGCAUGGAAAACGUUGAACUUAUCUAGAAAUUUAUGUCUGCCUCCUUUAAAUGAUGAAGUUUUGCGAAAGGCUAUAUUCGGUGGGGAGAGUGGAUCGAUUUCUGCAGCUGAAGGAACAAAUUAUACUUUUGGUUUCCGGUUUGGUGAAUCUGAAUAUCUUCGUUCACAAGACGACUCACAUAUGUUACAAGUGUUGUUUCCUUUUCCUACUCUUCUUCCUUCUUUUCAGGACGAGCUCCACAUGUCAGAGCUCUUACCUUUCCAGAAAAAUAGCACCCUUCCAUCAAGAGUUCUUACCUGGGUUCAGCAGUUUGAACCAAGAAGUACUCCACUUCCGGUGGUUUUAGUGCAGGAAUGUCUUACGGUGUACAUCCAGAAGCAGGUGGAUUGUAUUGGCAGGCAUAUAUUGUCAAAAUUGAUGAAUGGUUGGAAAUUGAUGGAUGAACUGGCAGUGCUGCGCGCCAUUUACUUGCUAGGGUCAGGUGAUCUGCUACAGCACUUCUUGACUGUAAUUUUCAAUAAGCUGGAUAAGGGAGAAACAUGGCAUGAUGAUUUUGAGUUAAACACGAUAUUGCAGGAAUCUAUAAGGAACUCUGCUGAUGGUGUGCUACUAAGUGUUCCUGAUUCAUUGAUUGUAUCCCUCACCAAAAAUCAUGACUUGAAUGGCAAUGAGCAACCACCUAAUAUGGCUUCACUACCCUCGACUCCUCGUAAAAGUCGUGCUCACAGCUUUGGAAUGGAUGGACUUGAUCAGCUAAAAUUUACGUAUAAGGUCUCUUGGCCACUUGAACUUAUUGCAAAUGCGGAGGCAAUCAAGAAAUAUAACCAGGUGAUGGGAUUCUUGUUAAAGGUCAAGCGAGCAAAAUUCGUACUUGAUAAAACUCGAAGGUGGAUGUGGAAGGGUAGAGGCACUGCAGCAAACAAUCACAAGCGUCACUGGUUAGUGGAGCAGAAACUUCUCCAUUUUGUGGAUGCUUUUCACCAGUAUGUGAUGGAUAGAGUAUAUCACAAUGCAUGGCGUGAACUUUGUGAAGGCAUGACAGCCGCUCGAUCUCUUGACGAAGUCAUAGAAGUACAUGAAUUGUACUUGUUGACAAUUCAGCGGCAGUGCUUUGUAGUUCCAGAUAAGCUGUGGGCUCUCAUAGCGAGCAGGAUUAACAACAUCCUGGGAUUAGCAUUGGACUUUUAUUCUAUACAGCUGACACUUAGUGGCGGAACAGUUUCUGCAAUUAAGGCCAAAUGUGAAAUGGAAGUUGACCGUAUUGAGAAACAGUUCGAUGAUUGCAUUGCUUUCCUGCUCAGAGUGCUUUCUUUCAAGCUCAAUGUGGGGCACUUUCCUCAUCUAGCAGAUUUGGUAACUAGGAUAAACUACAAUUACUUUUACAUGUCAGAUAGUGGAAACCUCAGGACUCUCCCCAGCUCUGAAAAUGUUACUUCGAGACUGGGAAAGGCUUUUCUAGGCAGAACAGACUGAUAACAGUUGAGGAUUUCGUUUCUUUAUUAAUUUUCAAAUAAACCAUUAAAGCCCUCCACAUGCAAUUUCUUUCAAGCCUCUCA